GUCGCGGGUGGUGUUGUGAUAAUUUUCCUCGAAGGAAAAUUCGCUUUUCCUUAUUCCGUACGCCGCCGGUAGACAAGAUGAGGCACAAUAACCAACUGCCGGACAAUCUGCCGCAGCUGCAGAACCUCAUCAAGCGCGAUCCGGAAUCGUAUCGCGAAGAGUUCCUGCAGCAGCACCAGCAUUUCCUGAGCGUGCUGGACAUCUUCCGUCUGGAGCCGGACAAGGAGAACAAAAGUUUGUGCGAGUCGAUCAUGUUUCUGGCGCAGAUCGCCCAGUGCUACCUGGAGGAUCUGAAAACGUUCCCGCAAACGUUGGUGGACCUGCUGAAGACGCACUCUACCACACUGGAUCCCGAGAUGCGGAACACGUUUUGCCGGGCACUGAUUUUGCUGCGCAAUAAAAAUCUGAUUUCACCGCUCGAUCUGCUGGAGCUGUUUUUCCAGCUGCUUCGCUGUCCGGAUAAGGCGCUAAGGACGUUCCUGGAGAAUCACAUCAUCACCGACAUCAAGAACAUGAAUGCGAAGCAAAAGGACAUGAAGCUGAAUUCGACGCUCCAGAGCUUCAUGUAUACGAUGCUACGUGAUUCCAAUCCGAAGGCGGCCAAAAUGUCGGUUGAUAUCAUGAUUGAACUGUACCGGAAGCAGGUGUGGAACGACGCCAAGACGGUGAACGUGAUAGCGAAUGUCGGUUGCUUCUCGAAGGUGACGAAGGUGAUGGUGGCUUCGCUCAAGUUCUUCCUUGGCACGGAUCAGCAGAACGAAUCGGAUGAUGACGAUAGCGAUCGGGAGGUAGAUCUGAAGGGUGUUAUGAUGGCCACGAGGGUGAACAAGAAAACAAAGAAACGCAAGAAGCAGCUCGAGGCCGCCAAGAAGCUGUACACUCAAGCGCAGAAGAAGAAGAGCAAACCGGUAGCAUUCAACUUCUCGGCCAUCCAUCUAAUACACAACCCGCAAGGUAUGGCAGAGAACCUGUUCAAGCAGCUGCAGGAUGGUAAUGAGCGGUUCGAAGUGAAAUUGAUGCAUCUGGAUGUCAUUUCUCGCUUGAUUGGCAUACACGAGCUGUUUCUAUUCAGCUUCUAUCCUUACAUUACACGGUUCAUACAGCCGCAUCAACGUCAGGUAACGCGUAUUCUGCAGUUUGCGGCCCAAGCCUCGCACGAACUGGUCCCACCGGAAAUCAUCGAACCGGUCAUCAAAACGUUGGUCAAUAAUUUUGUUACCGAGCGCAACUCGAGCGACGUGAUGGCCAUUGGGUUGAACGCUGUACGGGAAAUUUGUCUUCGCUGUCCACUGGCGAUGACCGAGGAUUUGUUGCGUGAUUUGGUCAUGUACAAGAACUAUAAGGAAAAGUCUGUAAUGAUGGCCUCCAAGUCGUUGAUCAUGCUGUACCGAGAGCAAAUUCCGACCCUGCUGGCAAAGAAAGAUCGUGGUAGACCGACGGAGGCGAGUGUGGAAAUCAAACCGAAGCGUUACGGUGAGGUACUGGCCAACGAGUACAUUCCCGGCACCGAGGCACUACUGCGGGAAGAUGCUCCCGAGCUUGACGAAGACGAUGAGUCAGCCAGUGGCAGCGGUAGUGAUGAUUCCGAUUGGGUAGACGUGGACAGUAGUGAGGACGAAUGUGACGCUCUGCUGCGGGAGGAAAAGAGCAAAUCCAAGAAGGGUAUCACGAUGAUCAAAUCAGCAAAGAGCAAGCAACAGGAACAGAGCGAGAGCGAAGAAAGCGAUCAGACAGAAGAUGAUGCGGAUGAAGAAGAUACAGACGAUGAGGAGGACGACGAAGAUGAAGGAGAAUGGGAGGAGUGCAGCGAAGAAGAAGAGCUAGAGGAAGAUGAUGAAUCGGAAGUGGUACCAAAGGGAAAGGCAAAGGAAAAACAAAAGCCCGUGGUAAUAUCAAAGAGAAAGGGAAAGAAAAACAAGAAGAAAAAGAAGAUUAUAACCGUUAGUGGAGCGAAGAAAGAUGAUGCGGAACCGGAAACAACAACAGUAGGCGAAUCCGACCAAACACUGAACACGGCCGAGGCGAUGCAGGAGCUGGCGCUUACAAAGAUAUUUACCGAUGCCGAUUUCGCCCGUAUCGAGCAGGAGCGCGUGAAGAAACAGGUUACGCACCACAGCCGGAAGCGGCAGCUGGAGACGGAACGCAAUGAGUUCGUGAAGCUGGAUUCGAUCGAGAUGAUCUACAAGCGUCGCAAAACGGACAAGGAGGCCCGCGUCGAGAGCAUGAAGAAAGGCCGGGAGGGACGUGAAAAGUUCGGCUACAAGGACAACCGGCUGAAUCCGCACUGCUCGAAGACGAAUCGAGAGAAGCGAAAAACGAAGAACUUUGGUAUGAUCCGGCAUAAGGCACGCGGUAAGGUUAAGAAAUCGUUCCGCGAUAAGCAGCUCGCUCUGCGGAAACAUCUGAUGAAUAUGAAGAAAAUGAAGUAGGACAAGUACGAAGGUUGUUGAACGUUAAUAAACGCUCGUAAAACAAUCAA
Anopheles aquasalis is the source of this 2479-nucleotide messenger RNA. RefSeq names its product SDA1 domain containing protein Mys45A (gene Mys45A). Gene Ontology annotation, biological process: ribosomal large subunit biogenesis; ribosomal large subunit export from nucleus. The record is from RefSeq and is a predicted model, not a curated record. Lineage: Eukaryota; Metazoa; Arthropoda; Insecta; Diptera; Culicidae. Gene Ontology annotation, cellular component: nucleolus.